Molecule: messenger RNA, 993 nt
Organism: Drepanopeziza brunnea f. sp. 'multigermtubi' MB_m1
Lineage: Eukaryota; Fungi; Ascomycota; Leotiomycetes; Helotiales; Drepanopezizaceae
Product: mitochondrial 54S ribosomal protein uL22m
Biological process (GO): translation
Cellular component (GO): mitochondrial large ribosomal subunit; ribosome
Molecular function (GO): structural constituent of ribosome
Source: RefSeq, a predicted model, not a curated record
AUGAGUCUACAACUUCCUUCGCGGCGGGCUGCAAGAUCCGCCGCCGUGCUGGUGUCAUCCCCUCGAGCACCCAGCGACGUUCUCACAUCCACGACGCAACGACGCUCUGUAUCUAUUUGGGAUAUCCGAUCCUGGACGCCUUUCCGAAAGGAUGCAACCAACAAGAAUAAGAACCUAAACCCGCUGACCGAGGAGUACCUACGGAAGAAGCCCACGGCUGCUAGGGGCCCCCCCAAACGAGGAGAUCUCUCCCCGUCAUCCAUCUUCGAGGAUGAGAAGAUUGCCGGACCCAAGCCGGAUGCUGCAGCGACCAAGGGCGGACAGGAAAAUAUCCCACGGGAUCGUGAGACUAUGGCUGCGUCAUUAGACCCCGAUCCCAAGAGUAGACUACGAUGGGAGCGCAAGAUGGUGAUUCGGGACAUAACCAGAAGGGGGCGGAUGACCAAGACAGAACAGCUGAAGAAGGAGGAGAGAGUGUUGCAGGCGAAGAGCCACGAUUUCAAGACCUCGGUCAAGAAGCUUCUUCCUCUCGCCAAGCAAAUUACGGGCAAGACCGUCGAGGACGCGAUUGUGCAGAUGCGAUUCUCGAAGAAAAAAGCUGCUAAGGAUGUCAAAGAGCAUCUGGAGUAUGCCAGGAACCAGGCUAUUGUCAAGAGAGGGAUGGGGCUGGGGCUAGGUGUUGAUGAGAAGUUCCAACCCAGGAUUAUCAUGACUAAGGAUGGCAAAAGAGUCAAGGUGACAAAUCCUACCACGCUUUGGGUAGAGCAGGCCUGGUGCGGAAGAGGGCCGUUUGGAACUACUCCGGACUAUAGGGCGAGAGGUCAAAUCAACAUGAUGAGGAACCCCACGACUGGUUUGACUCUUGUGUUGAAGGAGGAGAAGACGCGAAUCCGUCUCCAUGAAGAGCGCGAGGCGAAAGAGGCAAGGCGCAAGGUCUGGGUACAAUUGCCAAACAGACCGAUCACUGCGCAGCGACAAUACUACUCGUGGUGA